UUGUUCUAUUUUAUAAUUUCGUUGAGCACAAAUAACAGGGUGAAAGUUUGGCGGGAAGAUGUGAUAGUUGGAUACCAUCAUCAUACCAGUUUUGUUAUCUCUGUGAUGAUUGAUUUGAAAGGGGAGACUGCUUGAAAACGGUGUCGUUUUACUGUAGAGAAUAUAAAUAUACUCACCUCUCUAGCUCACUCUUGUUCUCUCUUUCUCUUGUGAUUCACCAUGGAAGACCUUCAGUUGCAAAAAAUAGCAAUAUCAGGUCCGACACUUGCGUCCAUGAUCCAGCGGUUCUCCUCUUCCCCUGGCGACGUGGACGGCUUCGUCUUUGGCCACGUCACGCAAAUCAUCACGCUCUCCGACGACACCUCCGCCUCCCAACUCACUGCUACUAUCACCAGCUUCCUCUGCUCCGGCUCACCUCUAUCCUUCUACGAUGCACUCGGCGGAGUCAACUCACCCAAAGUCUCCGCUCAUAACCAACACAACCACCUCCUUGGCUGGUUCUCCGGCCGCCGCCAAUCCGCUCUCCGUCCAUCCAUGAGAGAAUUCUCCGUCACAAAUUCUCUCUCAAAAAUCCCCCAAUAUAAAUUUUCAAUCAAAAACUCUUCAGAAACCCUAAUUCCAUGCGUUUUCAUUCUCUUCACCACUCCCUUAACGGACCAACUAAUCCACACGCACCAGUACCGCGCGUACCAAUUCAACACUUCAAACAAAUCCUUUCAUGCCAAGUCACUCGACGUGGUUAACAUCGGUCCGGCAUUUCGAGGACAUUACGAUAAUUUCGCCCCGAACUGUGCGCUGCCGUUGAUGAAUUGCUCGGCGAUGGAUGAGGAAAGCUUGAACGCGAAGAAGGAAAAGGAAAAUGAUCAAAAACAAUUGGAUUUGUGUACGGAAGGGUUUCGAAUUGAGGAGUUGAAACGGCUAUUGGGACCCGAGGCGGCGAAUUACACAGAAGCUUUGCAGGAUUUGUAUGAGAAAAUGUUGGCUAAAGCUAACAUGUUAGCUCAGCUCGUUGAGUCCAGCUCGGCUAAGGUUUUCGAGCUGGAAAACAACAAUAGAAAGUUGAGGUACAAGGUUUCCAGGUCUGCUGCAGUGGAGUAAUUGCUUGUUUGUAUCGUCUUUUUGCUUGUUCAUUAUCAGGUUGCAGAUUGGUGGUAUGUUAUAUAGAUGUAGUUCUCAGAAAUUUACUCACCUCAUAUGAAUCCUUCCGGCCACAAUAGAGGGUAAAUUUUCAGAUACAGUGAUGUGAUUCUGAUAUGAGAAAGGCAUUGUUGCUGCUGAGUGGUUACCCAACUGGAGUUGAUACUCGAAGCACUUGCGUGGGGUUUGGCCAGAUGGAAUUCAACUGUCUCAACAUCUUUAGAAGGCAGUAGAAAUGUCAAUAAAUCAGCAAGAUUCACUGCUCCAUCUCAGACCAAACCAAUUUCCAUGGUCCACUUUUUGUUCUCAACCUGCAAUACAUUAUGAUCAACAGAAAAGCUACAUGUGACAUGAUUUACCAUUACCCUUAUUAACGGUUCAGUUAACAUAUAUGAUAUUAGUAGUAUCUUGA
Molecule: messenger RNA, 1549 nt
Organism: Mangifera indica (mango)
Lineage: Eukaryota; Viridiplantae; Streptophyta; Magnoliopsida; Sapindales; Anacardiaceae
Exons: 3
Coding region: 220-1098 (292 amino acids)
Cellular component (GO): nucleus
Molecular function (GO): polyubiquitin modification-dependent protein binding
Source: RefSeq, a predicted model, not a curated record